AUGGGUAUACGGAAAUAUUAUAAUUUUGGCGUUUUAGGUCACUUGGAUACCGAUCUAUCAGCAGUUGGGCUGGAACAAGCUAGGGAUAUUCGGACCCUCAUUAACCAAAGCAAACCAGAUAUUAUUAUUUCAAGUGAUCUAAAAAGAGCUAGAUAUACGGCAUAUGAGAUAACCGACCCGUCUGUUAUUGAACUGGAAUCACGAAUACGUGAAAGAAACUUUGGAUCUCUUACUGGUCGCCCAAGAUCUGAAGUUCAGCAAUUCACAGAAACAAAUUUCAAGACUGGAUUUGAAUGUGAUGGCUGGCGCAACAUUGGUGGAGAAUGUACUCAUGAGAUGGCAAGUCGGACACAUGACUUUCUUCUGGAUCUGUGUUCUCGUCUUGUAGAAACAGGGUGA
Molecule: messenger RNA, 399 nt
Organism: Schistosoma mattheei
Lineage: Eukaryota; Metazoa; Platyhelminthes; Trematoda; Strigeidida; Schistosomatidae
Source: the annotation of a GenBank genome assembly